Molecule: messenger RNA, 830 nt
Organism: Candidula unifasciata
Lineage: Eukaryota; Metazoa; Mollusca; Gastropoda; Stylommatophora; Geomitridae
Source: the annotation of a GenBank genome assembly
AUGUUUGAGUUUCGAACAACACAGGAAGAGGGAUUGCUGAUGUAUUCAAAUUAUUAUGGAAAAUACAACAAUCUUCAGGUUGCAAUAAUUGGAGGUGCCAUCCAGCUCCGGGUGACUUUUGUGGAGCAGAAGGAACAAAAUGUAGAGAUUGUUCUCGGGAGCAACAUGAACAAAGGCAACUGGCAUUCUAUUCAAGUAAAGAGAAACCGGAUGGAGACCACUUUAUUGGUAGAUGGCAUUCAAUCUAGCAAGGUUGCUUUUAGAGAUGAUAUUUGGGAUGAGCUGGAUAAUAAUAACGACAUUUACUUUGGUGGCGUUCCACGCAGUGUCAUCGAUGAUCAAGUUGAGUCGCUCAUCUCAUCCAAAGUGUUGGAGACUCCAUUCCAGGGAGAGAUUAGGAACGUUGUUUAUUUCAAUUGCUCCUGCAUCCCUGUCAGAGCGUCAAUGCUAGAGGGUGUUGGUGUUAGCACUGAGCCCAAAGAAGCCUGUGAUAUAAGGAACCCCUGCCCAACAGGCUGCCACUGUGUCAGUGGCAACGAUGGACCUGGAUGUACAUGUGACUACAGACAAGAAUGUCUGAAAGACUUACUGGCACAUUAUCAGUUGCCAAUGGAUAGCCUAGACAAGGAUUUGAUCCACAAUCCUUCAGGACUGGAUGCUAGAGUGUAUGGAAAUCCUCAGAUGGUGCGCGGCAUUCAUGAGAUGGCACUGAGGCUCGAUGGAAGGUCACAGUGGAUCCGCGUGAGUGGUCCUGGACAUAAGAAGGAAUGCUUUGGUGACCUGGAUCACUGCCCCAAAGGUAACAUCUUUGUCUUUGGCUCCAUUUACAU